This is a messenger RNA of Danio rerio (zebrafish), 9315 nucleotides long. Lineage: Eukaryota; Metazoa; Chordata; Actinopteri; Cypriniformes; Danionidae. The record is from RefSeq and is a predicted model, not a curated record.
UUUUCUAGUAAUGCUCGCUCGUUUGAAGUGCUGGUGUGGGGCUUUACUUUGUCACUUAUGGCCAUGUCUCGGGUCUGUCUGUUGCUCCAAGAUCUGGGUUUAAUUAUAAUGCUCAUAUUUUUCAGCGUUGACUGUCAGAAACUGCAGCAAGGUCAGCUCUGCAAGCCUGCUUGCCCUGAUGUGCAGAAAGGGCAAAGGCACACCUAUAGAUACAGUACAACAAUCAGCAGCACAUGGAAAGGCUCUUCAUCAGGAGGCAGUCAGUUAGCUUUGGACUGUGUUAUUGACAUUAAUGUUCGACCAGGAUGUCCUGACAUGAUGUUAAAGCUGAGGAACAUACAAAUAAAGCAGAGCUCAUCAAAAAGAGAUAACUCAGUUCAACGCUUGAAGAACAUGAGAGAGUCAUUGGAGAAGAAUCCCCUGCGGUUCUCGCUUGAGGGGGGAAAGGUCACCAUGUUUUGCCCACAGGAGGCUGAGCAGGUGUGGACGCUUAACAUCAAGAGGUCCAUUCUGAGCAUGAUCCAGACCUCUCACUCGGGACGGGCCCGAGAGACAGUGAGAGAGACUGAUGUGUAUGGGACAUGUACUAGUUCUUAUGAACGAAGGGGACCAUCGCUGGUGAAGAUACGUAACCUCCAGCUGUGUCUCAGUGACCGGAUCGAUCAGUUUUGGAGGAGCUCUGUACCCCUGAAGGAGGACAUGACAGUGAGUGCCGGCCUCACGUGCGUCCAGCUCUAUGAUGACACAGUCUUGAAGAAGGUCAACUGUACAGAAACAGUGUCGCUGGUUCCCCUUCCAGGCCUGUUAGAAGUAACAGAAACUAAAACGGUUUCAAGCCUGACUCUACUCAGAACCCUUGAUGUGAUUCCAAUGGAUUUGGCUCAGAACACUGGCUACUUGUCCAGUAUUGUGUUUGAGGCUGAAGGCCAAAGCUCAGGCAGACAUGCUGGACCAUCAGUUCAGGAGGUGUCCAACAUAGUGAGGAGACUGUGUGCUCAUCUGAUGGAUCAACAGCAGCAAUCUGAGCUUCUCCUGAAUCUGGUGCUCCAGCUGAGAGCCUUGUCAUCACGUCAGUUGAGAGACUUGUGGCAUGAAGCCUCCUUCAAAUGUCGAGACGACUGGCAGCCCCUGGUAGAUGCAUUGUCAGCCUGCGGAACUGAGAACUGCAUCCUUGUCAAUGCGGACCUAAUACUGAACAAAGAAGUUGAUCAGGAACACAUCCUACCCCUCAUCAGUUUUGCUUCCCACCCAACCCCAUCCAUAAUCAGCCACCUCAGUGCUCUUCUGCAAAUUCCUCUUAUUCGUCCAAAAGUGCUACUGGUCGUGUCCUCGCUGGUCCAUCGCUUUUGUCAACAGAGUCCAUGCAGUGAGAUCUCAGAAGUCCAGCAGUUCGUUCAUCUUCUUAAGCUGAGUCUUGAGGCAGGAUGUCAAGUGGAUGAUCAUUUGAAGAUCACAGAGUUGCUGCAUGUGUUAAAAGCAGUAGAGAAUGCAGGAGCAGCUGUUUCAGAUCUCAUCCCAACACUGAGCCGCUGUGUGCAAAAUCAUUCUGUGCCACUGGAGCUUCAGCUGGCGGCUAUACGAGCGUUCAGGAGAAUCCCAUGCCAUCAGGACAGAAAAGUCCUUGCUCAGGUAUUUCAAAGACAGCAAGAGAAUGUGGAGGUCAGAAUUGCAGCAUAUCAGCAGCUCAUGCACUGCCCAAACCAGGAGAUUUUCACACUUGUGAAGACAACUUUAAGCAAUGAGAAGUCCAGUCAAGUUGGGUCAUUUGUUUGGAGUCACCUUUUUAAUAUCCAGAAAACAGAAGACCCUCUGAAGAAAUACCUGAUGGAGUCACUUCCAGAUGACAUUAUUAGCAGAGACUUUGAAGCAGAACCAUGGAAAUAUUCUUCUCAUAUGGAUUACACCGUGGACACGGGAGUGGCUGCUGCAAACGUGGAGGGAGCUCUGGUUUUCUCCCCCCAGUCUUUUCUUCCCAGUUAUGCUAUGGCUAAUCUGACAGUAUUCAUCCUAGGCAGAGCAUUCAAUCUUCUGGAGAUUAGCCUUAGAAUGGAAAACCUUGAGCCUCUUCUUAAGACAGUGUUUGAGCAGCAACCUCUAGCAUCUGCUGAUCACUCCGGACCUUCAGCUCAAGCAGACUCUGUGAAGAAGAAGGAGAGAAACAGUAAUAGUGAUGGCUGUCAGUCCGCAACAUUCAGUUCCAUGAGGACUAAGUUCACAGAGCAGAGGAAAAAGGACAGAACCCUCCAUUGCUGGAUAAACGUGAAGAUGUUUGGCAAUGACAUGACCUUUAUGACCUGUGAUGACCUGCAUUCGUAUCAGAGAAAGCUGUCCCUUAGUACAGCUGGUGUUGUUGUCAAAUUGUUAAAGGGUCAGGAGAUAAAACUCAGCCAAAAGCCAGUUGUUCUGGCAGAGGAACUGGUUUUACCAUCCCUCUCCGGAUUACCCAUGAGGCUCAGCAUCAACAUGUCCGCUCUGUUUUCCCUCAGACUUAAAGGCAUCUCUAACUAUAAGAAUUGGUCACACUUCUCACUGGCUGGCUAUAUCAAACCAAGUGCAUUGGUUGGCAUCUCUGUGAGAGCUGGAGUUGACGGAGCAAUAGGCCGUGUGGGAUUAGAGUGGGUCACUCAACUCAAAACCUCCACCAGCUUGGAUGGAGCUGUCUAUCUGCACCACGGGCAGAACCUGAAGUUGGUUCUCAACACUCCAGAAGAUGUCAUGGAUAUACUGACCUUCAACUCCAGAGUGUUUCGCGUCAGUGGAGACCUUAAAGACGAGCUUGUGGUGACAAGAAACCUGAAAGAGAAGAACACUUGCACUCCUAAAACAUGGUCUAAGAUGGUUGGAUGGCAGUUAUGCUCUGAUCUGACUUAUCCAUUGACACUGAUGGGAAAAAGCUUUCCACCAUUGGGUCCAGUUAUUUUUACUCUCAGACUUCAAAAACUGGACAAAGGUCUCAACCAGUAUCUCUUGGAGGCAGCCUAUACUUUUGUAUCACAGAGACAUUUCUGGAUGCCACUGGAAGCCACGCUGCUUCUUUUUAUUGGAACACCACAAUCCACUAUCCACAGAGAUGUAUCCCUGGAUGUCAAUCUCACUCCGAAAAGGCUGAUUCUGAAAAUAACUCAUCCCCUGAAAGCCAUUCUCAUUCAAGCGCAGCUUGAAGAAAUAAACAACCAGCGUUCAGGCAGAAUCGAACUACUGAUUGACAACAUCCACCAUUAUUUCAUCAAGGGUCUACUGGAGACUGUGAAUCUUGCUUCAGAGAUGAGAACCCACUUUCAUCUUGAUGCCAAAGUAGUGGCAGAUGGGCAUCCAUUUUCCCUAUCAGUCAACACCACACAUGCCCGCAGCAGGAAGUUUGUAAUACAGGCUUUGCUUAAAAAUGUCUUUAACAAGGACGCAUCAUUCUCAGUGCAGCUGGAGAGAAGUUUGGAAGAUGGCAGGAGACAUUAUUCAAUAGAUGCUGGAUUUCUUUUACCCAGCGCUGUCAGUCUCAGAGGUCUUGGGUUAUUGAAGCAAAGGGGUUCUGAGUGGAGUUCUGCUGUUAGGGUUAGGUACGGUGUAAAAGAAGAUUUGGAGAAAAUGCAAGAGUGUCACAUGACCCAGAAUCUUCACAGCGAAUCGGACUCCAUCCAGACGUAUCGUGUAACAGCAGCUCAUGAACUCCACUGCUCCCAAUUCAUCAACCUAAACCACAAGAUUCUCUUCAAACACGAAAGGAGCCCAGUCCACGUCCAGUCAUCUCUUGAUAUAAGCUAUGGAAAACAGUGGAACCAGAGCAGCAACAAACACAGGAUCCUCUUUAAUCAGUCCCUCAGAAACCAGUCUGGACCAGACCUCACCAGUUACGCAGUGGAGCUCAGCCUGCGUCUUCUGGACAGAGGUCAGAAUUACAGAACUCAGCUUCUGCAUAAUAACUUCAAGACACAAAAAUCAGAGAGCAGCACCCACCUGAAAAUCAACUACAACAAUCAAAUGCCUCUGAUAGCCGGUGUCCACUGGAAGGAUGUUUCAACGAAGACUUCCCUUCAAAAGUGGGAAGGCUCAUUCAACAUGGAUACACCCUGGCUCUAUGUGUACGCAGCUCAAAAACUAGCUCAGCCUCAACGCGGCAUCACACAGUUCAGCUCUGAGGUAACCACAAGGAAACUAGUAAAUAUCCGCGGUGUUACACUGGAGGGUUUCUACAAGGACAGGGGUAAAGAACGACAAGGCCAGCUACAUCUUUUCACGCCAACUUUCAGUUACGUCAAGGUUGGUGGAUGGAGCGUGCUGGGUAAGCGUGGAGUCAAAGCUUCAUACUCCAUCAGCACAGCCUGGACACCGGCCUUGCAUGGGCAAAUCUCUGUAGGCAAUGGCAAGCAAGUGAAGACUCUGGAAAUGAGCGCAGGCUAUGGCAAGCAGGACCUUAACAUUUCAGCAGUUCUCAGCACUCUGGAUAAGAAGCUAAAGAAGAGGCUUUUGAUGAUGACAAUGACCCUGGCAGAUCUUAAAAACCCUUAUGCGGAGCUACAGAUUGAGGGGGCCAUAGAGGAAACAAGGAAGGACAAGAGGGUUUAUCAGAAAAGAUGGAAGUUAAACUUCAGACAACCAUUUAAGUUUCUCCCUCAGAGUCUCAUUCUCCAAGAGACAUUCACCAGUGAUCUACAUCACAAGGUUUACACUCUGGAGUCAAAGGUUCUUGUCCAUGGAAACAGAAAGGCCAUUCAUGUCCUUACUCUGGGUUUCCAGCCACAGCAGCCAUACAUGUGCUCCUCAUUGGUCCAGUCUUUCAGCACUGAGAGAAUUCCUCAAGACUCCAAAAUCUGCUUCACGGUCCAAAACAACCAGAAUGUGCAUGAAAUUCAUGUCAGGUUGUGGGCUGGAAAUGAGGAAAGACUUGAAGCCUUUGGUCAGGUACAAUUUCACGACCCAGCUACAUUUCAGCAAGGUAUUACAAUAAAAGCCAACCUGUCCCAGCUGAUUAAGAUGGAUUUCCCAUUAAAUGUCAGCCUAAAUAUAGAAGCGCUCAAGAGUCACAGGAGCAAGAGCGACUUUGAGUAUCAUUCUGAAGGACAAAUAUGCAUCGACAAUAGGAUAUACCAGGCAAAUACAGCAAUGAUAGUGUCACAUUUUGGAAACAUCAGUAGUUCAAUCAGCCUGCAGGCAGAUGAAAAGAAUUCAACCAUUCACUUGAUUCUGGAAAACAAGGCGGGGAAGGGCAGUAAUGCAUUGUCAAUCUAUGCUGACUUCCAUCAGACCUUAUUAGCAGGGGUCACGCCUGAGGGUCACAUUCAUUUAUAUGCAAAUUGUUCUUCAGAACGCGUUUUCUUGCAGUGCAGGGUAAAAAAAGAAGACGAAACAUUUAGUGCUCACUUGACUGGAUCUCUACCUCAUGACAAGCUGCACCUAUCUCUUUCAGGAGAUGUUGUUAAUUCAAUACAAGAUCUCUCCGCUUUGCCUAAUUCAGUUAGUAUGGUUGGCGUGCUAACCCAGUCAAAUGGUUUAACAGAAGGAGAGCUGACUGUAGUGGUGGACGAUGCUGUAUACGGGCUGGAAGUGACUCAGCAAUCUGGGGAAGAUCUUAGAGCGUUACUUUGUGUAGUUAUCAUGGAAGAAUCACUGUGUGUAAACAUCAGCAGCAUUGUAACACAGCACGGGUGCAGAAGUUAUACCCAGCUGUCUCACUCUUUCCCCUGGCUACAUUUUGCAGCAGGUCUUCCAUUUCACAGCAGCGCAGGUGUGUUUAUGAACUGGAAUAACAGCAGUGUCUGUGCUCAGCUGGAGCUUCAUGCGGACGCCAGAGGCCUGAGUGCCACACUGGAGCAGAGUUCACAGUCUCAGGUGAACUACACAGAGGGGAUCAACACAGGACCCCUGCUGGCCAUCUGCUCAGAGCAAGAUCAAAAAGACACAUUGAAGGUUGGGGUCAGAGCAAAUCUUCAGAGUUCGACUUUCUCAUUUGAUCUUCAAGGUCACCACAAUAUCUCCAGCACUGGGCUAAUGCUCAACAUUUCCCACAACACACCAGCCUUACAUCCAUACCUUCCGUCCGACUUUUACUCAAAAUCACAGUUGCGCCGUUCACAGUCCUCAGCUAAAUGUACUGCAGAACUUCUGGUUGGUGUGAGCAGUUUGGCUUUUGAUGCAGAGAUCUUGAGUGCAAACUCUGGCUUUAAACAAGCGCUGGUGUUCAAUCACUCAAUACCUCAGCUACACUUGCUUCCCAGGAAUCUGACUGUGAGGACACUCUAUGGCGGAAAGAGAGGGUCACAUAUUUUCACACACCGAGCACAGUGGGACAAUCAGGAUUCAACACACACCACCUCAUCAUAUGAUUAUACACAGUUCCAGCAAAGCUAUCCAGAACUAACAGGAACGGCUCUCGGUUGGGGUUUGGAUCUUAAGGUAGAGAAUGAUAGUCAGAGAAAACUGGGUGAUUUGAAUAUGGAUUGGAGUCUGUUCGGAAGCCGUGAGGAGCUUAAAGUUCAAGGAUCUUGGGCUUUGGUGAGCAGACAAAUGGAUUCAUCAGAGCAGAAACAAGCAUUUGUCUCAACACUGACUCAGUUUCACAUACAUGCCUUAUCACACGGACUGACCAACAGGAAUGAGGGCAUCAGCCAGGCCCACAUUUCUACGAGCCACCGAAAGCCUGUAAAUGUUUCAGUAACAGUAAGUGAGCACUGGCAUGGUGACUCCAGCAGAGGGCAGGCCUGCGUCUUUAUUUUACCCGGCCAGAUGCAGACGCUUCUCCCUCUGGUGGAGAUGGAGGGAUGUGUUGCUGUAGCUCAGGAUGGGAAAUCUUACUCUCAAAACACAGAGCUCAAGUGGAAGGACAAGAGAAUAACCCAAAGCAUGAAAUACCAGUGUGGAGUCAAAGGAAUGCACACACUGCUAGUGGAGCUGGGGGCUCAGAACGUCUCUCCAUCUCCCUGUCCAUCUCACUCUCUCUUGACCCAGAUCCACACCAACCUGAGGGACCAUCUGGAGCACCAUGUUCAGAUUGGCCUCUGUCCUCCACAACCUGCUUUAAUUUGGUCUGGAUCUCACAGAGUGAACUCCGGCAAGGAGAUGUUGUUGACUCACAGCCGCGUGUCUGUGUCUGGACAUCCUCAGCACAGCACCUUCACACUGUCCCUCAGAAACACCAGCAGUAGUCAGCGCUCCAACUACUCACUGCUCACUGAGUGGCAGGUAGGAAACUGGAGUGUGGAAUUGGCCAGCAGUUCCAUGGUUUCAGGAAGGAGUGUGGCGGUCCAGGUUCAUGCAAAACUAGACCGCAGCGAGUUGCUCUGGCUGCAGGGGGCGCUGGGAAAACGCUGCCUACGAGCUGCUGCUGGAUACCACACUGAAACGUCUGAUGACCUCAGAUUGUUGCUCUGUUCGGAGGGGCAUCACUGGUUCACCCUGGAGGCCCAGAGGGGUGGUGCUGGCAUUGAGAACGAGACCCUUGCCCUUAUUUCUGUUGGAGCAGCCAAUCAGAGUCUGCUGUUUGGAGCCAAGGGAUGCGGGGAUUGCCUGUGGGCUGCGGAGGCACGGCUCCAGCAGCUGGGGUCCCGGAUAAGGAAUAAACUGUUUGACAGAUUUCAGAGACUUCAGCAUCUUCUGUUAACGUUUAGAAGACAGGCAGGAGACAGUGUGUUUCUGCUGGAGCUGAGUGCAUGGCCGCUGUCUCUGACCCAGAGAGCUGAGACCCUGCUGGAGAGAUCAGCGGUGCUGUGGAAAGCCUGGACCACCGGCCCGCUCCGACACACACUCACACACAGCCUGCCAAACGCACUCCAGCUCCUGCAUCUCAUGUCUCAGCAAGUCCAGCAAGAGCUCCGGAAGCCGCUGGCCACUCUGGCUGGAGCGUAUCAUGAUGUGACAGGGGAGCGUUUGGACGCCGUGUGGCAGCAGGGAGUGCAGAUGUGGACCAGAGAGCUGACGGAGCUUCUGCCCUCGAUGCUUCAUGAUCCUCAUCUGAGGACGCCAUCUCUGACCGCACUCCACGCUGCCGUAUUUGCCAUGGAUAUGGUGAGCCAGCAGACCUUUCAGUGGAUGGAGGCCAGACUGGCUGCCAUGCUAGUGGGUGUCAGAAGACAGCUUGCACUAAUCUACAAGUUCUCCAAAAGUGAGGGUGAGCUGAUGUUAAGAGUGCCUCUUCCUGAGGGCCCCUGGCUGAUGGUGAAGGAUGCUGGUAUGACUGAAGUUCUCCUGGAGGAGUUUGUCCUGAAGCCUCUCCUGGCCUUGAACUCUAUGAGUCCGACAGCAGAGCUCUAUCGGCUCAAGAGGAGGAUAAUGGACAGUCCAGCCAACUAUCAGGCAUUUCUAGUGGCAGAUGUCUAUUUGGUGUCAUUUGAUGGACAUCUGUUCCAGCUCCCUGCUGCCUGUGACUUCAUCCUUGCAGCUGAUGUCACAAAGAACACCUUCAGCAUCGCUCUCAAAUCAGGCAGAUUCAAACGUCGCUCGCUUGUGAUGCAAAUGCAAAACACAACGACUGCAAUCCACGCAAAUGGAGAGGUUGAAGUUAAUUGCCAUGUCACACACGUUCCAUACACUAACCCUGAAGUGGCUGUCAGAAAAGACGUGAACUUCAUUGAGGUGUCCAAUGGGAGAGGACUUUGGGUAUCAUGUGACCAUCAUCUGGAGGUUUGCAGUGUGAUUCUAGAUGGAUGGCUUCAUGGUGUGUCCAGCGGUCUUUUAGGAACCAAUGAUAAUGAAGGCUCUAAUGAACAACUUCUGCCGGAUGGAUCUCACACAAGCGGUCUGCUGCAGUUUGCUCACAGCUGGCAGGUGGAUUCGGAAUGUGUCAGCAGGAAAGCUGACGUCUGUCAGAAUGCCACCGCUGACUCCCUGUCGUGCACGUUUCUGUUCUCCUCCACAAAUUCUCCUCUGAGCCCCUGUUUCAGAGUGGUGGACCCUGUGCAGUUUGCGAUGGAGUGUGAAAUUUUGGAGUGUGUACGUGAUGAGCGUGCAGAUGUUCCCAAACCAGCUUACUGCUCACUGGCCUCUGCUUAUAUCCAUGUAUGCCAUAGAAACUAUGUUCCACUGGAGCUGCCAGUGCAAUGCGUGUAAGAGUGGCGUCCACUGCAGUGAUGCUGGGAUUUCAGCCAAAGAUGUGGUGUCCGCUGACCUGUUUGAAUAUUAACAAGGACAUGUACAUAAUCAUUGUCAUCAUAACGUCAUAUUUGCAAAGAUUUUUCACAGCACGCAGCAUUUCAUGUCGACAAUAAUUUAGACCCCCCUCCCCCCCAAUUAAUACACAUUGAAUUCAUUAUUUUUUAAAUGUAUUGUAAAGAUAUGGAAUUAUUGUUUUAACAUGGCACAUUUAAUAAACAUUGAUAAUCAUGACAA